GGGGCGUGCUUCUAGUGGCUUCCCCGCUUUCCCAGCGGUUCGGGCUACCUUCGGAGCGAGUCAUGGACAUUUCCUGUGACCUUCCCAUCCAAACAUUUUGCCAUCACUAAUUUGCAAGAACAACCAAGACUGGUCUGGGCAAUCAAUUCUGGAAUAAAAACAGCCACUGACUGAGCAUCAGGCAAUCCUAGGUUCACAUCCUGACGAGUUUGGGGACUUGGGCAAAUUCAAGAUGCUUGACUUCUUCAUCUAUAAAACAUGGGGAUGAUAUUUACUGCACCAUGGUAUCAUUGAGGCUCAAUAAAAUAGCUCUUGUAAGCUGGCUAGCCCAUAGCAAGUGUUACAUUUUGAGUUUCUGUCUUUGGGAGACUACAUGGUAUGGCAGAGCUAAAUACUUGCAAAGUCCAGCUCUGCUGUUUAUUAGCUGUGUGUCUUUGGUCAUCUUAUGAUCCUCAGAAGCCUCAUUUGGAGCAUGGACAAAAACACAAUUGUCCUUAUGGAGCACUAUUUUAUCAUCCCUAAUGCUAUCCCUAACGUUAUUUCUAAAGGUCUCAUGACUUUAGCUAUACUAAAAUUUUGUCGCAUGUUCUGAAAACAAUCUUGAAUUAUCUAUAGAUUAUCAUUUGUAUGGAAGUUCUCUUUUAGUCCGGUUUCUACACAGGCACUGAACUAGUGAGCUGAGUUCCUUAGUUCUGCAGGUCAGUCCCCCAAACCCCAGAGGUAUAUACCCAGGUGGCUAUCCUUCAUCAACAUGUGUAUACAUUCUGAGUACAUGCUUUCCCUGUGUAACCUGAGCACUGUCCACCUCAGGGGCUCUCUGGAUCCACCUCCUCUGCCUCAGCUCGGUAGUCUUUUCAGAUUGUCUUGCCCAGGAUGUUCAGAGAGGCCACAGCCCUGGCCUGUCAUGCUCCAGAAGGACAGAAUGGACUCAGCGCUGUGAAGGUUGAAGAAGAAAAUGUCUGGAGGCAGGACUUCAGUCUUCAGGGGAGCCUCCAGAGCCAGGAGCUUUUCCGCCAACAGUUCAGACAGUUUGGCUACUCCGACUUCACUGGGCCCCGGGAGGCUCUGAACCAGCUGCAGAAGCUUUGCCAGCAGUGGCUGAGGCCAGAGGAGCAUUCCAAGGAGCAGAUCCUGGAGCUGCUGGUGCUGGAGCAGUUUGUGGCCAUCCUGCCUGUGGAGCUGCAGGCAUGGGUGCAAGAGCACAGACCCGGAAACGGAGAGGAAGCUGUUACUCUGCUGGAGGAGCUGGAGAGGGAAUUUGAUGAACCGAAACAACAGGACACAGCUCAUGGCUCUGAAAUGAUCUGCAAAGAAAUGACACUCAUGGGAACACAGAAGUCUCCAAGUAGCCCACUGCAGUCCUUGGAGAACCAUUGCAGGAGUGAACCCCAGGAGCCCCAGGUUUUCCAGGAGCAAGAUGAGGCAACCCUACCAUUUAGGGUUGAGGAUGGAGACAGCAAGAUGGUGACUGACAAAGUACUGACAGCAAAGCAAGAAAUUGUUGAAUGUGUGCCAUCAGUGGCCAUGGCAUCUCCAGGAAGACUUCCUAGGGAAACUUCUCCAGUACAGACAGCUGAAGAAACUCUGCGAUGUCUGGACACCAAUGAGAAGCAAAGAGGAAGUGAUACAAGCAACAAAAUGAGUCCACUUUCCUCCCAGGGAAGCUCUCUCAGUCUGGCAGCCUUUACCAAGAAACCCUCCCCAGAACAGAACACCUUGGAGUGUAAUGAAGGGGAAGCACUUCUCAGUCUAAACUUACAUGGUACUACACAGCCCAGAACGCCCACAGGGAAACUGCUCUAUGAGUGCUUGGAUUGUGGGAAAGCUUUCUGCCAUAGGUCAAAGCUGAUUAGACAUCAAAGAAGUCAUACUGGAGAGAGACCUUAUGCAUGUAAAGAAUGUGGAAAAGCCUUUGGAUUCAGAACAGAUCUUGUUAGACAUCAGAGAAUUCACAGUGGUGAAAAACCCUACAAAUGUUCUGACUGUGGAAAAGCUUUCAGGGGCAGCUCAGGGCUCAUUAGGCAUAGGAGAAUUCAUACUGGAGAGAAACCUUAUGGUUGUGAUGAAUGUGGGAAAGCCUUCAGCCAGAGCUCUACUCUUAUUCAGCAUAAGAAGAUUCACAGUGGAGACAAAGGCUAUGAAUGUACUGAAUGUGGUAAGGCUUUUAGGAGAAGUUCUGUUCUUAUGGAACAUCAAAGAAUCCAUACUGGCGAGAAACCUUAUGAAUGUAAUGAAUGUGAAAAAUCCUUUAAUCAAAGCUCAGCACUCACCCAGCACCAGAGAACCCACUCCGGGGAAAAACCUUAUGGAUGUUAUGAAUGUAGGAAAAUAUUUAGGCACAGGUCAGGCCUUAUGCAGCAUCAGAGAACACAUACCAGAGUUCAACUCUGUGGGUAAGAGUUGUAUAAUUGUGAAAUGCAGGGAAUUCACUUUGAAGGUGAGACUCCACAAAAAAAUAGAAGUUUCCUGACUGCAGGACCUUUGUCUUUCCAGACUAGUUCAGUUCUGUAAAGAGAUUCACACAAAAAUGCUUAUAUAUCUAGAUCUUGUCUAUGAAGAAUGGUAAAAAGACUGACCCACUUCUGAAUGAGGACUCACCAAUAUGCUCUUUAUCCCAUUCCCCACUGCAGAUGAACUGUCUUUGAGCAUCUUCAUGUAAGUCCAUGACUGAGACACAGAUCCGGCAAGAUCUCCUUGAAGGUGGCAAAGAUCACUGUUCAGCAGUGUUUGUGUCUGACAGGAGUAGGCAUGUUUUAAGAGUUACUGAACUCUGAAAUGUUGAAUUGAGGCUAUGAAAUAUCAUGUUGUGAAUCAGUUUAAUAUCUGAGGGAUGGAAGCUCAUUCUGCCCCCUUGCCAGUUUUCAACCCUGAGUUUCCUGUUGCAGUCUGCACCCUUAUUUGGUAUCCCCAGGCUUAACCACUGGAAGAAUAGACUUGGUCAAUGCACUCUCAAAAUAAAGGGCUAAUGGAAUAUACAAAUUUAUUAGACAAGUUAUUACGGUAAGAGUGUGGCAAUAACUGCCAGAUAAAUUCAGUGUUCUGUUGGAAGACAUUUCAGAGAUGCUUUACCUGAUCUACAAGGUAACCAAAGAUUUCCUGGGUGUGAUAUUUCAUUUGAGACCUAAGAUACGGAAGUUGCCUGACUAAUGGCAGAACAGAAGCAGAGUUUUUCAUGUAUACAUGGCAUGAUGAGAAGAGAGGGUCUGGAGACAUUCCUGCUUCUUGACUUCAAUUCCUGCUGAAGUUUUCUCUGACCCCAGUUCAGAAGCCAGGUGGGUUCCUUUUCCUGUUUGUUAUAGCCUGAGUUGGAUACCUUGUUUCAGGUCACAAGACCUAUAUGAUCUAGAUGUAUUCAGAAUUAGCAUGGUAAAAGAAACCCCUGGUGUUUGUAAAGUCACACAUGUAUACCAAGGAAACAGUGUAAAUUGGAAGCUGAGGGACACUGAAGUCCAGAGUCUCUCUCAGCAUUAGGUUUGCAGAUGAUAAGCCACUUGAGGGAAAUACAUAUUGAAUCAAUCUUUCAGACUACAAAAACUUUCUUGAUUUUAAUUUGGCAGUUUUAGUUAACCCACAAUUACUGAAGGUAAUUUUUACUUAGGAAAAUGCAGAAUUGGUGAUAAUAACUAUUGUGAAUAGGGGAGGUAGGAUUGGAUAUGGUUCUCGCUUCCAAAGGUUGUACAAUUGUCAUUUAAGCUCUAACUUAAAGGGAAAAUUCAAAUGGACAGUGAAUUGCCUUCUCUUAUAUAUGACAAGUGAAUGAAUCAAUGUUUUAAAUAUCAUUUAACCCUUUUUCUAAUUGUGAGUGUUGAGAAGUAUUAAGUCAUCAAUAGCCCUAUUACCCAUAGCAAAACUAACUUCUGAACUACUUCCUAUUAGUGUUUUUCUGUAAUCCUAAUAUUUUUGGUAAAAAUCUUUAUUAUGAAUUUUUGCUAAUUUUAAUAUUUAUAUGUUCAAUAUGCACUCCAGUUGCUUAAAUAUCAGCAUGUAAUGAAAUGUAAUAAAACUGAAAUUUUAAAGUUUUGCUUUUAAGUCAUUCAGGUAAAGGAAUCCAACAUGAGAGGAGUUAGGCUGGAGGGUGGGAAGAGUGUGGAAAAAAAGGUAAGUAGCACACUUAGGUUCUAGUUCCUGGGUUAAAUAAACAGCACCAGGAAGCUAUGACAGCCAGACUUGUAAGGUUGAGUUGCUGGAGCAUUGGAAUGAAAUAAGAACCUUUUAAAUUAGUAAAUCCACCAAGAUAUCCUCCCUCCUCAAUUCUAAGUGCUGAGAAAGACCUUGGGAAUGACUACUUUUAAAUUAUGUGCAUAUGAAUACAAAUACCUACAGAGGCCAGA
Messenger RNA from Onychomys torridus (southern grasshopper mouse), 4331 nucleotides. It is a transcript of the gene Zscan30, whose product is annotated as zinc finger and SCAN domain containing 30. Gene Ontology annotation, biological process: regulation of transcription by RNA polymerase II. The record is from RefSeq and is a predicted model, not a curated record. Gene Ontology annotation, molecular function: RNA polymerase II cis-regulatory region sequence-specific DNA binding; DNA-binding transcription factor activity, RNA polymerase II-specific. NCBI's taxonomy places the organism in Eukaryota, Metazoa, Chordata, Mammalia, Rodentia, Cricetidae. The coding region runs from base 874 to 2397 and encodes 507 amino acids. The transcript is spliced from 4 exons.